CAAAUCGUGACGCAAUAGUGUAUGCGUUCGACUGUUUUUUAAUUGUAUAAUAUACCAGCGCUGCGCCAUAUCGUGCAGAAGUCUCACGUAUUUGUGCUCAGUUUUUGUUUGACAGUCGAGUUGGAGGAAGGCCCAGCAUUAGGAAGAAAAUUUCGCCCACAGACUAAUUACUAGGAAAAGGGAAGGAAAAAAGCCCUCAACGAGCCACCCAGGAAGGGAAGUCAAAUUAUUGCUGGCUUUGGGCUGACGCGGCGAUAUUUGCAUUUCUCUCGGUAGUGAAGUGGUAAUAAUAGUUGUCGUUAAGUGUGGUGCUGAUUACUCAAGAAAAAAAAACAGCACAAACUGCUGCAGGCGAGAUAAUCUGCAAUCUUCGGGUGAUUUGAAGAAAUUGUGAGAUAAAAAAAGAAUCAUGAGUAAACAUAUGUAUUCGACGGCCAAUCUAACCGAUGUGGAGCUCAAGGACCAGGGCAAUCGAAUGUUCUCAUCCCGAAAAUAUGACGACGCCAUCAAUCUCUACACAAAAGCAAUUAUAAAAAAUCCGACCAACGCCACCUAUUUCACCAACCGAGCACUAUGUCACAUCAAGAUGAAACGCUGGGAGUCCUCGUGCACCGACUGUCGGCGAGCGCUGGACAUGGAUCCCAAUCUUGUCAAGGGCCACUUCUUUCUGGGACUCAGUCUGAUGGAGCUCGAGUCGUAUGACGAGGCGAUCAAACAUCUGAUGCGGGCCCACGACUUGGCCAAGGAACAGAAGCUGAACUUUGGGGAUGACAUCGCAUCACAGCUGCGGCUGGCUCGGAAAAAACGCUGGAACAUACAGGAGGAAAAGCGAAUAUGCCAGGAAAUCGAGCUGCAAAGCUAUCUCAAUAGACUAAUCACCGAAGACAUGGAAAAUAGAAUAGCAAAACUCAAACUAGAUGACACGUUAAAUGAAGAGGUUUUGAAGGAAGAAACCGUGAAACUUGAGGGCGAAUGUGAACACCACACAACCGAACUGAAUAACAUUUUCGCAAAAGUCGAUGAAAGACGAAGGAAACGAGAAGUACCUGAUUACUUGUGCGGCAAAAUUAGCUUCGAACUGCUGGUGGACCCGGUCAUUACACCGUCCGGUAUGACCUACGAGCGCAAGGACAUUGAAGAACACCUACAGCGGGUCGGCCACUUUGAUCCGGUGACACGAGUGAAGCUGACCCAGGACCAGCUCAUUUCCAAUUAUUCAAUGAAAGAAGUAGUCGAUGCCUUCCUAGCCGAAAAUGAAUGGGCAUUGGAUUAUUAGAAUAAAUUAUUGGCAAUACACUCCGGACUCCAGGGAGAAAAAAACACACAUACCGAAAGUAAUAACUUACACGAUUGUGAAAACUAUUAUUGUAGAGUACGGUUAGACUUUUCCAUUGUUCUCUCCCGUUUUCUAACAUAGAAACUUCGGAUAGAACGAAUCGAUAUAAUAGAGGGGAAUCGGACUAGUGAGGAGUGAAGAAAUAUAUCCUCUGUUGAUUUGACUGUUCCACGUUGUUAUUUGUUUAGUUCGCAGCGCACCCCCUAACCGUUGUUCGAUUUGUUGUUUGGAUCAAUGACAAUGCUAUCCUCAGAGCCAAGAAGCCAAAAGAUCGCAAUAAACUAGAUGUGGUUUUCAAAUUUCUUCGUUACGUGUACCGCUUAUAGCGAAUUUUUCGUCUCUGUGUAUCUGAAAACAAAACGUUGUAUAUUGCAUGAAACUUACUCUUAUUUAAUAUGAAUAAGAAAACAAAAACUCCGAGCUCUCCCUUCAGAGGGGAGAAAGCAAAUGCUGCUGCAAAAAGUGAUAGAAAGUAUCAUAUCUUGUACGUCUAGAGUGAUUAUAGUUUCUAAAUAAUACGAGAUGAGUAGUAUUACAAUUAUGUUUCAAGCAAAAAAUAUUGAGUAAAUAAAGCAACUUUAUUUGGAUCA
Molecule: messenger RNA, 1926 nt
Organism: Toxorhynchites rutilus septentrionalis
Lineage: Eukaryota; Metazoa; Arthropoda; Insecta; Diptera; Culicidae
Gene: STUB1
Product: E3 ubiquitin-protein ligase CHIP
Exons: 5
Coding region: 410-1276 (288 amino acids)
Biological process (GO): protein quality control for misfolded or incompletely synthesized proteins; proteasome-mediated ubiquitin-dependent protein catabolic process; positive regulation of proteolysis
Cellular component (GO): Z disc; cytoplasm
Molecular function (GO): protein-folding chaperone binding; ubiquitin protein ligase activity
Source: RefSeq, a predicted model, not a curated record